AUGGUGAAACGUGUGGCCGAAGAACAGCUUGCAAAAGAUACAGCUUCGGAUGAAGUCGAGGUAAUCGAAGCCCCAUCUAUAGCAUCUGAAGAUGUGCUAGCUCAAAGAAAAAUCUUGAAACCCCGUGGAAGAAACUUUCAAUUUCAAAAAUCAUCAAAUAGUAUGCAUGCAACCAAGACUGCCAAAGUUUUGGCAUUAAAUCAACAGUUCAAGCAAUCUGUUCAGGAAGCGGUCGAUGUGGAUGCUUUGGACCUAACGCCUAUCGCAUUGAAGUAUGUGGAAUAUUACAAAAGUCUUGCGAUGCAAAAUAGUCUCACGUCAGAUCGUGGUCAACCGCUGUCAGACACGGAUAACUCAAUUCCAAAGCUUCCACAAAAAGCAUCGACUGCAGCAUUAUUCCAAAAUUCAAAAUUCAAGCUCCAUGAUAAUGUUACCCAUCAUGUUUCCAACGGUACGGGUCCAUCAUUUACCUUCAAUAAGACGAUCAGUGAUCCUAUAUUCAAACUAGACAGUCACAAUAAACCUCCAACGACAUCGGAAGGGCCGUCGCAAACCCUUCAGUCGAGUGGUAUGGUACUUAAUUCCUCGACCUCACAAAAAGCAAUUGAUGAUGACUCUUGUGAAGAGCCCUCAGGAGGUAAUAGUCCAGUUUUUGAGCCUGUAACGAAAAUGACACAGAAGGUUGACAGCGUUAUUACGGGUGAGGAAGAAGAAUCACUGUUGUUCGCCUGUAAAAGCAAGGUCUUUCUUCUCAACACCCACAAUAAGCAAGAACCUUAUACCAACGUUGGUGUUGGUGAAUUAAAAGUGCUUCAAUCAGAGAAGAGGUGUCGUGUUUUAGUACGCUCUGAGGGCAGUUCGAGAGUUAUUCUAAACGCUCUUUUGUUAUCUGAAGUUAAUUACGUGACUACUGGAACAAACAUCAAAAUACCAUCAGCGAACCCGGAUGGUAGCUUCCUGAUAUAUUUGGUGAGAGUCAAGACAACCUCCCUCGCUGAAGAAGUCUGUCAACUCCUCAAUCAAAAGAAAUAG
Messenger RNA from Candidozyma duobushaemuli, 1032 nucleotides. RefSeq names its product nucleoporin. NCBI's taxonomy places the organism in Eukaryota, Fungi, Ascomycota, Pichiomycetes, Serinales, Metschnikowiaceae. Gene Ontology annotation, biological process: intracellular transport. The record is from RefSeq and is a predicted model, not a curated record. The transcript has a single exon. Gene Ontology annotation, cellular component: cytoplasm; nuclear pore. Bases 1 to 1032 code for a protein of 343 amino acids. Gene Ontology annotation, molecular function: GTPase activator activity.